This is a messenger RNA of Nematolebias whitei (Rio pearlfish), 298 nucleotides long. Its product is annotated as sodium-coupled neutral amino acid transporter 3-like. Lineage: Eukaryota; Metazoa; Chordata; Actinopteri; Cyprinodontiformes; Rivulidae. Gene Ontology annotation, biological process: L-histidine transmembrane transport; L-glutamine transport; serine transport. The record is from RefSeq and is a predicted model, not a curated record. Gene Ontology annotation, molecular function: L-glutamine transmembrane transporter activity; glycine transmembrane transporter activity. The annotation marks the transcript as partial. The transcript is spliced from 3 exons.
GUCAUCUACAAAAAAUUCAACAUCCCUUGUCCUCUGGAGACGUUUGGCAACCAUUCUGUGAGCGAGGUCAGCCCAGAAGACACGUGUACCAUCAAAUACUUCACCAUCAACCAGGAGACGGCGUACACCAUCCCCAUCCUGGCCUUUGCGUUCGUGUGUCACCCUGAAGUGCUUCCCAUCUACACCGAACUCAGAAAUCCAACCAAGAGAAGAAUGCAAAACAUUGGCAACGUUUCCAUCUUGGGGAUGUUCAUCAUGUACUUCUUCACCGCCACAUUCGGUUAUCUGACUUUCUUGG